AUGAACAUUAAUGUUAGAAAUGGAACGAGAGAAUUUUUCUGUGAGCCAUGGCUUGGAUCAAGCUCUGCGGGAUUAUUUAGAGGAGAUGACCCGUUGAAGUAUUCGACUCCUCUUCUUCUUCUUCUCAUUUCCCUCGUCUCUUCUCUCUCUUCCUUCUUCCAAGUUCUCCUCCUUCCUCUCGGAAACGUCGACUUUGUCACUCAAAUUCUGGCUGGGAUAUUCUUAGGGCCCUCAGCUUUGGGGCAAAACAUAGAUUUAGUAAGAAGAUUUUUCAACACAAGAAGCGUCUUCAUAAUCGAAUCAUUAGAGGCGAUAGCCUUCAUGUUCAUCUCAUAUAUAAGCACAGCUCAAGUAGACAUGGGAGUUAUAAAGCGAGGAGGGAAGCUCGCAAUCAUCAAUGGUUUAUCUCUUUUUCUAUUUCCGUACGUGGUUGGCUCUAUAGCAGGUAGCGUCAUCUCGAGCAACAUACGUGGAAGCGUGGCGCAAACUAAGCACAAGCAGCUUCACGAUGUGCUGACAAACGAAUCUGCAGUGUUUUUUCAAGUGGCCUAUUCGGUUUUAUCGAAUCUCAAGAUGCUAAAUUCGGAGCCCGGAAGGUUAGCCCUCUCCUCCAUUAUGGUGUCAAACUGCUUCGGCUGGGGGUUUUUCCUCGUUUUAAUUACGUUCAAUAGUUUCUUGCGACACAAGUACUCCAAGAUCACUUAUGUGCCGACCUUCACAAAGGUACUACUGAUCGUUGGUACAGUAGUUGUGUGCCGACCAAUAUUCAAAUGGAUAGAGAGAAGAACACCUCAAGGAAAGAAACUAAAGGGUUCGCAUCUAUGCAUCAUUUGCAUCAUGUUAUGCACCACCACUUUCCUGUGCGAAACCGUAGGGUUUCCUUACUUAGUGGGAUCUGUGGUUCUCGGUCUUGUCACUCCUAAGACGCCUCCUCUUGCUACUGGUCUCACCGACAAGAUCGGUUGCUUCUGUUGGGCGGUUCUGAUGCCCAUUUACGUCCUCGGAAUCGGUAACAACGUCGAUUUCUUUUCGUUUAAACGACGAGACGUCAUCAUUUUGGAGGGCCUUUUCUUUACCAUCAGUGCUGCAAAGUUUGCAUCCAUCGUCCUACCGUCGCUUUACUUCAAGGUCCCUUUAUCAGAAGCCGUGAUUGUCGGGUUCAUCGUCUCAAUACAAGGGAUCUACGAUGUCCAACUCUUCAAACAGUUGUUGAACUACAAGAAUAUAAGCCAGGAAGCAUUUGGGAUAAUGGUGGUCUCUGCAAUGGUUCACUCAACCAUUUUCACGGCCAUAGUCAAAAACCUCUACGGCUGGAUGCAGCGGAAGCACAUCACUCACCGGAGACAAACGGUUGAGCACUACGAACCAAACAAGCCGAUAAAGAUGCUCGCAUGUUACUACCACCUCGAAACCGUCCCUUCCGUGCUCACCGUCCUAGAGCUCUCUUCUUGUCCUUCCACCGACUCUUCUCUCUCCGUCGUUUCCGUCAACCUUGAAGAGCUCCACCACCAUCACGUCCCUCUCCUCAUUCAGCACCAAUCCCAUCACAACGACGACCCAUCAGCGUCCUCCAACCGCCGAGAUCAGAUCUCCAAAGCCUUCAAGAUAUUUGAAAACGGACACUCUUCUCACAAAAACGUUUCCGUGGAAUGUUUCACCGCAGUUGCCCCCAGCGAGACGAUGCAUGAGGAUGUCUGCGCGUUGGCCUUCGACAAAGAAACCGAUCUCAUCAUCAUCGCCAUCGACGGUGGAACUGCGGCGGAGCGACGUCUUUGCCGCAACGUUUUGAGCGGUUCGCCGUGCUCUGUCGCGAUUCUAUUUGACCAAGGAAGGCUUCCGGAUUUCAAGAACAUGGGAACGACGACGAUGACGAUGAUGAGAAUCAACGUCUGUGCGAUAUUCCUGGGAGGAGCAGACGACCGGGAGGCCCUGGCGUUUGCUGUUAGGAUGACGAACAACCCGUGCGUACAUCUAAACGUUCUUAAACUCAUCGACAGCGAAAGCGCAUCGCAGCUAAACGACGUUAUAGAAAGAAGGCUCGAUUUCAAAGCCAUCGAAAAGUUCCGUAAAGACACCUUCUACAAUCAAAACGUUUCCUUACGAGAGGUAAGGAUAGAGGAAGCGAGCGGUCUGGUGAGCCUACUGAGGGAAGAAGGGAGCAGUUACGACCUGAUGAUGGUUGGGAUCAGACACGAAGCGAGUUUCCAAGUGCUUCAAGGAUUAUCGGUAUGGAGCGAGAACGAGGAGCUUGGAGAGAUCGGAGAUCUUCUCAUCUCUAGAGAUCUCAACCUAGCUGCCUCUGUUUUGGCCGUACAACAACUCUCAUCCGUCUCCGAGGAAGGUUUGAUGGCAUAAAUGU
Eutrema salsugineum is the source of this 2359-nucleotide messenger RNA. Its product is annotated as cation/H(+) antiporter 26. The record is from RefSeq and is a predicted model, not a curated record. Gene Ontology annotation, molecular function: antiporter activity. Gene Ontology annotation, biological process: proton transmembrane transport; regulation of pH. Bases 1 to 2355 code for a protein of 784 amino acids. Gene Ontology annotation, cellular component: membrane; endomembrane system. Lineage: Eukaryota; Viridiplantae; Streptophyta; Magnoliopsida; Brassicales; Brassicaceae. The transcript has 5 exons.